CUGGGCUGUGUUCAGCGGCAGGAAGUGUCUGCUCUGGGACAGACGCGAACGCCUGUCGCCGCCAGCCCACUGAACCUUUCAGAACCAGCCGGACUCGGACCGGGUCUUGGCGUCUGUGCUCUCCCCGGCGCCUGCACGCGGCGUGCGGGGACAGCAUGUUGCAGGUCUUACUCCUCAGCGUGUUGGGUCCUGCUGCUCUGGGACUCCUGGAGUUCCCAGAGCCACAGCUCCAGGGCAGCCAGUGUGUCGAACAAGACUGCUACGGGCUUUUCCGGGGCCCUGCGACUUUCCGAUUCGCGAGCCAGGCCUGCCAGGGCCUGCGGGGCCACCUGAUGACCGUGCGCUCUUCAGUGGCAGCUGAUGUCAUCUCCCUGCUACUGAGCGGUGACAGCUCUCGCCUCUGGAUUGGCCUGAAGCUCCCGCCCGGCUGCAGGGAUUCGGGACAACUAGGUCCCUUGCGCGGCUUCCAGUGGGUUACUGGCGACAACAACACCAGCUACAACAGGUGGGCGCGGCUCCCCCAACCGUCUCUCUGCGGUCCCUUGUGCGUCGCAGUCUCGGCUGCUAGGUCUGCGUCUGGCGAGCAGGUUUGGGAGGAGGAGCUGUGCACGGUGGAGGCUGAUGGCUUCCUCUGCGAGUUCCACUUCACAGCAUCCUGCAGGCCUUUAACUGUGGAGCCUGGUGCCACGGCGGCCACCAGCGUCUCGAUCACCUAUAGAACCCCGUUCGGUGGCCGAGGCGCGGACUUUCAGGCGCUGCCAGAAGGUAGCUCCGCCGUGGUGGCGCCCUUUGGAGUGGAGCUGGUGUGUGAGAAGAGGCCAGGAGAGGCCGAGGCACGCUGGGGCCGAGAGGAGCCGGGCGCUUGGGACUGCGGUGUGGAGAACGGUGGCUGCCAGCAUGCGUGCAACCAGAGCGCCGGGGCGUCACUCUGCCUUUGCCCCGCGGACACGGCCCCUCAGGCAGACCUGCGCUCUUGCGCCGCGCCUGAGGAGCACUCCUGCGACAAGCUCUGCGAGCACUUUUGCGUCCGCAACCCGGAUGUGCCCGGCUCCUACUCCUGCAUGUGUGCAACUGGCUACAAGCUGGCUGCUAAUCAGCACGGGUGUGAAGACGUAGACGACUGUAUGCAAGUGCCCAGUCCGUGCCAGCAGCUCUGUGUCAACAAGCAGGGCGGCUUCGAGUGCCAUUGUCACCGUGGCUACGACAUGGUGAACGGCGAGUGCGUGGAGUCAGUGGACCCAUGCGUCGGGAGUAACUGCGAGUACCAGUGCCAGCCCUUGGGCAAAACUGACUACCGCUGCGUCUGCGCCGAGGGCUUUGUGCCCAAUCCCCAAGCACCACACAAGUGCCAGAUGUUCUGCAACCAGACUUCAUGCUCAGCAGACUGCGAUCCUAACAACCCGGACACCUGCCAGUGCCCUGAGGGCUACAUUUUGGAUGAGGGGUUCCUGUGCACCGACAUCGACGAGUGCGACAAUGGCAACUGCCUCGGUGCAGAUUCGUGCAGAAAUCUCCCCGGCUCCUACGAGUGCAUCUGCGGGUCUGACUCGGCCCAAGCUGGCACCGACUGUGAUCUCACCACGGUGAGCAACGGUGUCGUAGAGGGCGGCUCUGGGGAGGCCCCAGUGAGCCCAACUCCUGGCGCCACCUCAAGCUCGUCUCCUGCAGGGUCUGUGCAUUCGGGCGUGCUCAUUGGCGUCUCCAUCUUGAGCUUGUGUUUGGUGGUGGAGCUUUUGGCACUCCUCUGCCACCUGCGUAAGAAGCAAGACGCCAUACAAGCCAAGCUGGAGUACAAGUGUGAGGUUCCUGCCAAGGAGGUGGUGCUGCAGCAUGUGAGAACAGAGCAGACGCCUCAAAUACUCUGAGAGACCUCACUUCCUGGCCUCAGGUGUUCGCUUGGCAUCUUCUUCUCUCCUGGCCCUCAUUCCCCCACCUCCUCCCCUAGCCUUACUCCUUGGCUACCCCAAAGCAUUUUAACUGGCAUCAAAAAGUGGAAGAAACCCCCUAUGCCUUCUUUCCAUGAUUGUAGGAAUAGCUCGUUAAAGGGUUACUUUCAUGGUAUCACCAGACUAAAGGGCAGAGAUGGCAGUUUUACAAUGAAGAUGCAGAUUGCAUAAUGUCCCAUGCCCUCUGUGGGGCAGGAGGAGUGAGCAUUAUUGGUCAGUGGCCUUUGGGGAGAUUGUGAUCUGAUGGACUAGUAAGUGUAAUUGUGUCAUGGAUGAUAACUAAGAUAUUUAUUUUUUAAGUAUUUAAGACUUUUUUCUUUUUCGUUUUUUCCUACUUAUACAUCUUCAUACUCACUUUGAGUUCCUUCCUUCUGCUUUCUCACUUUCCUAUCUAUAUAUUUAUAUACUCCUACUUAUCAUGUGGUAACUUUCUUGGUGAUUUAUUUUUUCAGCCUUUUGCACUUAUAAAGCCAAGCCUGAUUUUCCCCUCUCAUUCCUACCAAUUUUCCCUUCCCAGGAACUUGACCCACCCGACUGAGUCAUCCUACCUGUAUCUGACACUACUUUUACUCUUAGCUGUCUGCGUUGGCAGAACUCUUAUGUGACACAGGGAAAAAAAAAAAAAAAAAAACCACUAAAAACAAGAAUGGUUGGGCAUUUGUUCUUUCUCUAGUUUUGCUCAGUUAUCCUGAAGUUUCAUGCAUCAGCAGAGAUAUUAUUUUAACAAAGGUUAAGAUGUGAGAGGCAUUUGUUAUAUUAGUGUUGCUGGACUGUCAUAGAAAUGAAACCCAAAGAGUUUUUAUUUUUAUUUUUUUUAAACAGUGAGCCUGGGUUGUAUUAUUGUUGUUGUUUUAUUUGGAUUGAAAAGUGGUAAUUGUUGUUAAGCUUCAUCUGCAGUUUUCUUUAUUAUUAUUAAUAUUUUUAUUAUUAGCUAUUUUAAACAGUGUUCAAAUGUUCACAUAACUGCUCUUGAUUGAAAGAAAAAGAAAGGACCUCCCAGAAGAGAGUUUAAGAAAGUUUUAAGCUGCAUGAUUCAUGCCAAUUACCUUUUUGACUCUCACAGUUUUUGUAAUUUGUAGGCCAAAAUACGCCCAGCUUUACUGUUUUGGGGGGAAUUUGGGCAUUUAAAUAUAAAACCUGGAAGAUACCCAAUUUAGGGUCUCACCUUGACCAGGCCUUUGAGAAUUUCUCCAUUUUAGAGGGGUCUUCUAACCUCAUUCACUUGGAACAUGCUCUCUGACAAGAAAUGGGGGUUGACUCCCUCCUCCCUCAGCAACUGGUUAGAAAUGCAGAAACUUGAGCUCCAUCCCACCUACUCUAUGGAAAUCUGUAUUUUAACAAGAUCUUCUGGGGGGUUGUCUGCCCAGUGUAGUAUGAGGAGCACUGUUCCAGACAAUUUCCAAUUUCUGGAAUACACUAAAUAUGGAUUAGUAAUAAGUAGCAGGCCAAAUCAAGCCCUUUAUUAUCAAGAAACUGAAGAAUUUUUAUUUCAUAGCUUUGCUUUCCAGUAGAAAAAAACUAGGUACACUCCUUUAGACAUUGCCAAACAAGGUUUUUGGUUCAACUAAGUUAGGAAUGAAAUCAUGAAUGGAAAAAAAAGUGUAUCUUUUGUGACACAAAGAUUUUCCUGUACUAUUUUGUAAACUCAGCAUAUUCGUACAUAUUUAUUUAUUAAUGAUAAACUAGAACACAGGCAAAACCCUUGUUUAUGAUAUCACAUGUAGAAAAUAAACAAAUAACAAUGUGUUCUUAUGUUGUGUGUCUGUCCACCUCCCUUCUCCCAAUCCCCUCCACCCUGUUCAUACCAUUAAAACAAGGUUAUUGAAUAGUGCAAAUACCAUGAAUUUCAUUUGAGGCUGCUCCAUACCCAUUACUAGCCUCCAUCUGCUCAUGGCAUCGUUUCUGACUUCCAAAGAUUUUUUUUCAGAGGUGGUUGUUUUCACUGAAAAAGAUGUCAUGUUAUAUCUAUGCACACAAAUAUUUAUUUAUUUUCCUUCUGUAACUAUAAAAACUUCAUACACAGGACUUGUGUCCAUGCAUUUUAAAAUACAUUAUUUGUUAUUAAAUGAAAUAAGUCAGUCAGAAAAAGACAAAUUCUAUAUGAUUUCACUGAUACGUGGAAUCUAAAGAACAAACUGAACUAACAAGCAAAACAGAAACAGAAUCAUAGAUGGAGAGUAGAUGACAGCUAGUAGGGGAAGGGUCAAGUGGUGGAGGGAUUGAGCAAAAAGGAAAAAUACUCAUGGACAUGGACAACAAUGUGGGAAUUGCUAACGGGAGUGGUGUAUAAGGGGUCUAUAUGGUAAUGGAAAAAAUACAAUAAAAAAAAAUCCUGCUUUGGGCAUCUCUAGAUCCCAUUUCUAGAUCCCAUCUCUGUGCCCUUCUGAACAUAGUUUGGUGUUAUCUGCUCCUUGAGAUAUGCAAAUACAGCAGUCAUGAAAGAGUCUCAGUCUGUGGCUCAAAUGCAAAUAAUCACUUUUACAUAACACGGUCUCAUGUAGUAUUAAAACAUUCUCAUUUCUGUUGAUGAGAGACACUGCCUUUUAAAUACACAAACCUCUUUGGCCCCUUUUUCUGGCUUGGUGGAACUGGCUGAAUUUUAUAUGCAGUGCAUUGGAAGUUUUCAUAGAGCACAAGAUAACGAAAAUUGAAUUCAUCAAAUAUUCAAAUACUUUUAUACAUCUGGAUAAUGCAGAAUUCUUCAGUUUUAAACUUAGUAGUUAACUAUUGUGAAGGUGCAGUUGGAGAUUUCAACAUCCAUCUUGGAUAAAGUUGACUGUUUUGGCAUGUGGAGGGUGAGAGAUGGGUGCUACUAUGAGCAGUGCCUUAUCCAGACAAGUGGUUGAGCAAUGUUGCAUUUAGGAGUUUGGUAGAUUAGCAAAACAUCAAAUUCAAUAGAAGGUAAUAUGAAGGAAGAAGUCGCUGAGUGGGGCAAAGCAGGUACAGAUAAAUUGUUCUGGGUGUUCAGAAAAGAGAGGGGUACCUUACAAAUUUGUCCUGACUACCAGACCUUCCAUUUUUCAAAAGCGCCUGUUUCCAACUUGCUGUCAAAUUAACAAUUCCUUUAAAUUUUCUUCCUCCAGAGAAGGGGCAUUUUCUUAAGAAGAGAAGACCAAAACACACAUUUAGGACUCAGAAGCAAGAACUUUUACUGGGGUAUCUCGGACUCCAAAACACCGGUGGAGUAGAGGCCCAGACCCUUCCUAUCCUCCUCGCUCCCUGUUUCCUGAGAGAUUAGCAUGCCUAUUUACAGGUUUUAUUUAAACAUGAGGUUCUCAAAAACAAUUAAGAACCCCCAGUCCCUCUCUGAGAAAGACACUGAGUCCAUAUAAACAAGAUGUUAGCUAAAAAACUAGCCCUCAGCAUUUAAAAGAGGGUAGAUCUUAUGGAACAGUAGCCACAAGUCAAUCUGUACAAUCUGUUUCCUGUUCACAUUGUUGGACAUCCAGGACUGAAGGGGAUUCCCAAACCUAAGCAAGCUCUACAUGUUUGUUAAUGAUGUUCCACAGUGGACAGGGCCUGGGGGAGAAGGUCAAAGUGGUAUUUCUGCAUGAGUCAUAAUUUUAUUUUAUGAGUCAAAUGGCUUUUUAGUAUUCCCUUUGGACCUAAUCCCUUUUCUUGGAUAAAAGGUAACAUUGUCACUUAGCUUUGGAAAGCACUAUUAUGUUCCAAAAGAUGAAUUUUAAAUCUCUUUCAGGAGUACAGAUCCCGCUUUCCCUUGCUGUAUUAACAGUAGCAACAAGAUUUGAGUCCUCCUCAGGCAGCACCCGCUUUAUCCAUGUGUAGUAGAUGCAAGACUCCAUUCCCUUGAGUUUUAAGGAAGAAUGUGUUGUCAGCAGGACAGCACAGGUCCUGUCCAUUGCUUGGCUCACAGGUCCUUAGCAAGACUGUGUCUUUCUGCUGGAAUGGAUGUAAGGGCUAAUCAGGCAAGUAAGUAGAUAGACCAGCAAUAAGCAAAUUUGUGGAAAGUUUUUAGUGUUUGCCCUAAAUGUUGUACAUAUUGUUUGAUUUUUGAUUCAAGUUCUAAAUCUAAAAGGGGUGUUCUUAAAACAGAAACUUGGAAGGGUCUCCCAUAAACUAUUUAAAAAAGGUUUAAUUUAAGCUUGCUUUGGGACACUAUGAUAAUCCACAGCAAGACAAUAAGGAGUGCUUGGUCUCAUUUCAAAUGUGUUUUCUGGCAUAUUUUUGCCACAGUUUUCUUUACUGUGUGGUUCAUUUUGUCAUUCUU
Molecule: messenger RNA, 6174 nt
Organism: Pteronotus mesoamericanus
Lineage: Eukaryota; Metazoa; Chordata; Mammalia; Chiroptera; Mormoopidae
Gene: THBD
Product: thrombomodulin
Exons: 1
Coding region: 156-1865 (569 amino acids)
Cellular component (GO): membrane
Molecular function (GO): calcium ion binding; transmembrane signaling receptor activity
Source: RefSeq, a predicted model, not a curated record